Messenger RNA from Aspergillus calidoustus, 510 nucleotides. The record is from the annotation of a GenBank genome assembly. NCBI's taxonomy places the organism in Eukaryota, Fungi, Ascomycota, Eurotiomycetes, Eurotiales, Aspergillaceae.
AUGUUCCGUUCCCUGUCCAAAGCCCUUUCCACUUUGAUUGUUUAUUUUGAACUAUCCGAACUAUACCACAUCUUCACUAUGCGAUUAGCCCAAUCAUUUAGAGCCCUCAUCCUCGUUCUGACCUCGACUGUACUAGCAAUCUCCGAUCUCAAAACAGAAGAUACCGUGACAGCAUCCUGGAAAGCCCCCGGCACUAUCCCCACCAACCUCGACCCGAGGACGAACAACAGCGAAACGGAAGAUCUGGGCCUACAGAAACGAAAACUCGCCGUGGACUCAUACACAGUUCCCUACCCACUGCAGACUGGUCCAACGAGAUAUGCGCCUAUGGCUAAGAAGCCCGGGACUGCCAUACCAACGACCUCGCCAACGCCUCAGUUCCCAGCGAGUCCGUACACGAUUGCCACGGCAUAUCUGAAGCCGGGGACUGUUGAAACGACCCUUACUGCUUUGGAGACGGUGUCUGUGACUAUGAUAGAGAAUACGGCUGCUCCUGCGCCACACCCUUAG